Messenger RNA from Linum tenue, 1266 nucleotides. The record is from the annotation of a GenBank genome assembly. Lineage: Eukaryota; Viridiplantae; Streptophyta; Magnoliopsida; Malpighiales; Linaceae.
AUGGCGAUUAAAGAUGGUUGUGGCACAAGCUUCUGGUUGGACCGGUGGGUGGGGGACGGUGAGCCACUGCUGGAUCGGGCCUUGGAUUCCGCCCGCAACCUUGACCCCGGGCAGCCUGUCGCCGCGUUUGUGAAUACCCGAGGUGAGUGGAAUGUUGAGUUAUUGGCAGAAUUUUUACCCCCGGAUGCUAUCUCGCAGGUGAUUGGGGUUCAACCUCCUAUUGCUGGGUCGGGUGAGGAUGUCGCCAUCUGGUUCCCUGAAGAUGAUGGGAGGUUCCGUGUGCGCUCUGCUUAUGAUUUAGCAAUCAACGAGGAGGAGCUGGCACGGGACUUCGACUGGCGCACCAUCUGGCGGUGGGAGGGGCCUGCCCGCAUUAGACAUUUCCUGUGGCUAGCUGCUCGGGAACGCUUGUUGACAAACGAAGAACGAGGUCGGCGCCAUCUUACGGAGGAUACUGCUUGCCCCCUUUGCCGAACAGAUUCCGAGUCGGUCCUGCAUGUGUUGCGGGAUUGCAGUUUUUCCAGGUUAAUAUGGUUGCAGCAAAUCCCUUCUUCUGAAUGCCAACCCUUCUUCGGAGCGAACUUGCAUGAUUGGUUACUUCACAACCUCCGGAGCCAGAGUAACAGCCUCGAGUUUGGUAUUACCUGCUGGUCCCUGUGGAGGACCAGAAAUGAUCGCGUCUUCGCAGGCAAGAUCAUCACCCCUGAAACCUUCUUGCACCGUGUCCGGGCUUGGAUACCUGUAGUGAGGAAUGCCUUGGACAAGGACAGGCUCAUCAAUAAGCCUAGUCCGCCUGCUAGAACGGAGUUGAGAGGCCUCGGCGCUGCUGGUGGCCUUAUCCGCGAUCAUAUAGGACGUUGUCUUUCAGCGUUCACUUUGAACCUGGGUGCGUGCACUAUAACCCAGGCCGAGUUGAGAGGUGCAGUGGAAGGUUUACAGGUGGUGUGGGACAGGGGUUAUCGCAAGGUGCGGGUCCAGCUUGAUUCGCAGUGCCCCGUCCACCUCAUUGGCCGGACCGAUACCGAGGAGCAUCAUUGUGCAGCUAUCCUAGCUCGGUUCAGAGAGCUCAUGUCUAGACCCUGGGAAGUGGAAGUAGAGCAUGUGUAUAGAGAAGGUAAUAGAUGUGCUGAUUUUCUGGCUAGUCGUGGGCAUGUGGUCCCAUUUGGUUUUCAUGAGGUUGUAAGCUCCGACCCGAUGCUUUCGUAUUGGAUCAUGUAUGACUGUCAGGGGGUCUCCGAACCCCGGUUGGUUUUGAAUGAAAGAUAG